Messenger RNA from Exophiala spinifera, 1794 nucleotides. RefSeq lists its product as uncharacterized. Gene Ontology annotation, molecular function: carbohydrate:proton symporter activity. Gene Ontology annotation, cellular component: membrane. The coding region runs from base 1 to 1794 and encodes 597 amino acids. The transcript is spliced from 5 exons. The record is from RefSeq and is a predicted model, not a curated record. Lineage: Eukaryota; Fungi; Ascomycota; Eurotiomycetes; Chaetothyriales; Herpotrichiellaceae. Gene Ontology annotation, biological process: transmembrane transport; carbohydrate transport.
AUGUCGCCUUCCAGCAACACCACAGCCUACGGGGACGACGCUCAAAUUUACAGCAUCAAUGCUGGCAGUCGAAGAUCAUCUCUGGCACCUGCGCCCAAGGUCGCCGGCACUGCAAGUGUCGCGGAAACUCCAAUGGUGCAUCAAGCCGACGAGACACUUCGCAGGCUGUCGGCCGCGGUCCCCAAUUUGGCUGAUCUGACGACCGAUGCCAAACACGGAGCCGAUGACGAAAAGUCCAUGGGGUUUCUGGAAGCCGUACGUCUGUACCCCAUGGGUGUGUUCUUUUCUUUUGGCCUCUCGCUCGCCGUCAUCAUGGAAGGAUACGACACCGCCCUCCUCGGGUCUUUCUGGACACUCCCGGCAUUCGCAAAGAAGUAUGGUCACCUUGCAAUGGUGGAUGGCGUCGAGAGCUAUGUCGUCUCCUCCUCUUGGCAACAAGCAUUCACCGGGACGACGGUCGCACAGAUGAUCGGGCUCAUACUCAACGGCUGGGUGUCUGAUCGCAUUGGGUACCGCUACACCAUGAUGGGGGCCUUGGUUGCGAUUACGCUCUUUUUGCUGGUCACCUUUUUCGCCACUGAUAUCAGGAUGUUGCUUGCAGGCUACUGCUUGACAGGGUUGCCCUGGGGCAUCUUCCAGACCAUCAGCGUGACGUAUGCUUCGGACGUGAUGCCGGUGGCUCUGCGUCCAUACCUGACAACCUACGUCAACCUAUGCUGGGUCAUCGGUCAGCUCAUCAGCGCGGGGACCCUUCGAGGCGUCUUGACCAUGAACAGCCAGUGGGCCUAUCGCAUUCCCUUCGCACUUCAAUGGAUCUGGCCCCUUCCGGUUUUCAUAGUCUGCUUCUUCGCCCCCGAAUCCCCGUGGUGGCUGGUGCGACAUGGCAAGAUCCCCGCCGCCCGUGCCGCGCUCAACAGACUGACUUCCAAGAGAAACACGUCUUUCAAUGUCGAAAACACACUGGCCAUGAUGAUACACACAAAUCAGCUGGAAAUCCAACAGUCGUCCGGCACAGCGUACACGGACUGCUUCAAGGGCACCGACCUACGACGCACCGAAGUCACCGUCAUGACCUGGCUCAUGCAGCAAACGUGCGGAUCCGCCAUGAUCGGUUGGGCAGUUUACUUCAUGACCCAAGUCGGCCUCUCCAAGAGUAGUGCCUACGACUUGGGGGUCGGAAAUUCUGCUCUGGCCUUUGCGGGAACCGUUUUGUCCUGGUUCUUGAUGCCUCACUUUGGCCGGCGCACCUUGUACCUCUGGGGCCAAGCCGUCAUGCUCGUUGGUCUCUUGGCCAUCGGAUUUCUUGGGAUUCCAAAGUUGUCGUCGCCAACAGGUUGGGCCAUCGGUGGCUUGAUGCUCUUCUUGACCUUCAUCUACGACUUGACCGUGGGGCCAGUCUGCUAUUCGCUCGUUGCCGAAAUGCCCUCGACCCGACUCAAGAUCAAGACCGUGGUGAUUUCUCGGACCGUCUACAACGUGGCUGGCAUAUUGAUCGGUCUGCUGCAGCCAAAGUUCAUGAAUCCAACCGCAUGGAACUGGGGUGCGAAAACAUCCCUGUUCUGGGCCGGGAUCAAUUUGCUGGGUUUGGUCUGGACUUAUUUCCGCCUUCCAGAACCGAAAGGCCUGACCUACGCCGAGCUUGACGUCCUCUUCGAAAACCGCGUCAGUGCCCGGAAAUUCACCAAGGUUCAUGUAGAUCCAUUCCAAUCCGACAACUUGGUGGUUGUGUCACAGGCAGUGACGGGAAAGCCUGAUUCCCACACUGUCGAGAGAGAAUACGGAGCCCCAAAUUAA